Pistacia vera is the source of this 2832-nucleotide messenger RNA. Its product is annotated as receptor-like protein kinase FERONIA. Gene Ontology annotation, biological process: protein phosphorylation. Gene Ontology annotation, molecular function: protein kinase activity; ATP binding. Lineage: Eukaryota; Viridiplantae; Streptophyta; Magnoliopsida; Sapindales; Anacardiaceae. The record is from RefSeq and is a predicted model, not a curated record.
UGCCUAAGCUGUAAUUACCAGUGCUUCAUCUUCUUAACACACAAUGGAGAACACCUACAGUAAGUAUCUCCAUGCUAAAAUCCGAGCAAUUCUCACUCUAUUCCACCUCUCCUUCUUCGUCUGCCACCUUGCCUACGGCGUUCAUGGUAACUCACCUUAUUCUUAUAAUGCAACAGAAAACAUACUUCUCGCUUGUGGCUCGUCUUACAGCUUCCCCUCUGCAGAUCAAACACGGACAUGGUUUGGAGAUAAUAGCUCUCAAUACUUCCCCCUGUUUGAAACCCAAUAUAACGCUUCGAUAGCCUCUGCGGCACCUAAAAAUCCAAGUAGCAGUCCCGAGAAAUGCUACUUGCAAGCACGACUCUCUCAUUCGCCGUUCACAUAUAUAUUCAACCUCACGGCCGGUCAAAAGUUUAUCCGCUUGUAUUUCUAUCCAACUUCGUAUCCAGAAUUUGAGAACUCGAAAGCUUUCUUCUCUGUUAAAGCAGGUUCUUUUACCCUCCUAAGCAACUUCAGUGCUUCACUUACGGCUGCUGCCAUAGACCAAGACACCUUUUUCAAAGAAUUGUGCUUCAAUGUGGAAGAAGGUGAAAAGUUAAACAUAACCUUUACUCCGAGUCCAGACUAUCAACAGGCAUACGCAUUCGUCAACGGAAUUGAAAUAGUAUCCAUGCCUACCAAUCUUUAUUACACCGAAGCACCCAGUAAGGCAUUAAAAUUUCUAGACCGGCCUACAGAUCUUACAUACAGAUACAGUAUCGAAAACAGCGCAGCCCUGGAGACCGUAUACAGAGUAAAUAUCGGCGGCAGGCUGAUCUCCCCACACCUCGACACCGGCAUGUUUCGAACCUGGUUUGGCAGUUCCGCGGAUUACUUGACAUAUGCUAGACCAGGCUAUAACUCUAGUAUGCCUCUCAAUUUCAGCCGGAUGGCUAAUUACACUGCUCCAGCUGAAGUCUAUCAAAGCGCUAUGACGAUGGGACUGGACCAGGAAAUUAAUGCAAACUAUAUCCUCACUUGGGAGUUUGCAGUGGAUUCCGGGUUUACCUAUUUUGUCAGGCUUCAUUUUUGUGAGUUUCAGAUAGAGAUAACAAAAGUUGGUGAUAGAGUGUUUCAGGUCGACAUAGCAAAUGAGACUGCCGAAAAUCAAUUAGACAUGAUUGCUUUGGGUAAUGGUCGUGGUGUUCCAAUAUACAAAGACUACGCUGUGAUUAUCGGAGGAAAAGGAAACGAAAAGAAGCAGAAUCUCUCUGUUGCUCUGCACCCAACAGCCAAGUGGAUGAGUACCUAUUCUGAUGCUACCUUGAAUGGCGUUGAAAUCUUCAAAGUGGACAAUCAUGGAAAUCUCGCCGGACCUAAACCUGACCCCAUCCCCCCAUCUGCAGUUCCGCAGACAAACACAGAAUCAAAGAAAUCCAAGAAUGAUAGUACAACUAUAACCCAUGUUGCCGGUGCAGCAGCUGGCUUUGCCGUCCUUUCUCUUUUAUUUUUAUUCAUUUUCCGGCGAGUAAGGAAAUUCAAGGACUCAGGUUCAAGUACUGGGGCUUCAUUAUGGGCCCUAUUUUCUUCUUCAACGAUUAACUCAACCAAGUUACGUGGCUCAUCUCUACCGUCAAAUCUUUGUACCCACUUUUCACUAUCUGAUAUCAAAGCGGCUACCAACAACUUCGAUGAUGUUUUCAUUAUUGGCGUUGGAGGGUUCGGUAAUGUGUACAAAGGCUACGUUAACGAUGGGUCCACACCAGUCGCAAUCAAACUGCUGAACCUAGGGUCACAACAGGGAGCCAAUGAAUUCAACACCGAGAUUGAAAUGCUCUCUCAGCUUAGACACCUUCAUUUGGUGUCUCUCAUUGGCUAUUGCAACGAUCAUGGAGAGAUGAUCCUUGUAUACGAUUACAUGUCUCGUGCAACCCUUCGUGAUCAUCUCUAUAACAGCAAGAAUCCUCCUUUAACGUGGAAUCAACGACUCCAGAUAUGCAUUGGUGUAGCCCGCGGCCUUCAUUAUCUUAAUACAGGCGUGAAGCACGUUAUCAUUCAUCGUGAUGUGAAGACAACAAACAUUUUGUUGGAUGAGAAAUGGGUGGCCAAGUUAUCUGAUUUUGGAUUGUCCAAAAUGAGACAUACUACCAUGUCUAUAUCUCAUAUAAGUACAAGGGUGAAGGGCAGUUUUGGAUAUUUGGAUCCUGAGUACUUUCGACGUCAACAGCUAACAGAGAAAUCAGAUGUAUACUCGUUUGGUGUAGUGCUGUUUGAAGUAUUAUGCGGUAGACCACCUAUACUCCGUACGGGGGAUAAGAAGCAAGCGAGUUUAGCAGCAUGGGCCAAAGAAUGUUAUCUUAAUGGAACAGUUGAUCAAAUUGUUGAUGUUUCUUUGAAGGGUAAGAUAACGCUUCAGUGCUUGAAGAAAUUUGUUGAGGUAGCAAUAAGUUGUCUACAUGAUGAUGGAAUCAGACGGCCAUCGAUGAAUGAUGUUGUCUGGGGUCUUGAGUUUGCAUCUCAGCUUCAAGAGACUGCAGACAAGGAUGAUAAGAUUGAUGAAGCUCAUCAUAUUCAGCCCCAUCGUUACGAGGAUGAGACCCCUCUCAGGUUGACGCCCAUGUCCAUUGAGUUCACGGAUAAAGAAAAUAUAGAACACCGUUGUGCUACCACAUCAUUUGCACCAUCCAUACCAUCCUCCAAUGAAUUUGUGCCACCUUUAAAUUUUUUUUCUCUUAUUUUUCUUUAGAUUUGAUUUUGUAUCUAUACGUUCAAUUGUUAGACGUUUCGAAAUCAAAAAUAUCGAUAAGUGCGGUUACCAUAUUUUAUCAUUCAGAUAUAUAUGCUGCAAUCAUA